AAUCAGUCCGCGCGGAGCCCGAGCGAUGUCGUCACCGCGCGGAGGCACUCGUCCAGAAACCAACAGCAAUAUGAUUGCUAAAGAUCAGCCUGUAAUCGACAACAGAUGAAAGUGCUCUUAUCUAUAAAUUCAAAGUACGGAAACUCUUGUGACACUCUGCGUCAGUAGUUGUCUUCAUAAACACCCACGUGCAACGCCGAGGAUGAAGAUUACACUAAUAGCAGGGCUUUUAGCCUUGGCCAUCGUUUCAUCCCGAGCGAGAAACGUUAGCGAUUUCAAAGGCGACCAAAAUGUGAGCGCCGAGGUGGGUGCCAUACUGAAAGACGAUCUAGCGGGCGCCGGCACCGAAGCGCGCGACCAGGCGGUCGCCGGCACCGAGCACAAACACAAACCCAAGGACAGCCACCACGAGGCGGGCGGCGGCCACGAGCACAAGGAGCACCACCACAAGGAGGACGGGGAGAAGGGCGACAAGGGGUACAAGUCCCACCACCACCACGACAAGGCCGAGCACGGCCACCACGACAAGCACCACCACGAGGGGCACCACGGCGAGCACGGCGGACACAAGAAGAAGCACCACGACGAGCACGACCACCACGGCGAGCACCACGAGGCGGCGCACGGACACAAGGGCGGCAAGUUCGGACACAAGAAGGGCCACAAGAAGGGCUCCAAGACCACCGGCUUCCACCACAAGUCGCACAAGGACGAGUACCACAAGGAGCACAAGUUCUACGACGAUUUCCACAAGGGCGGCCACCACAACAAGCACGGAGACUUCCACGGCCACCACGACAAGAAGGAGGGCCACCACAAGAAGGGCGGCCACCACGAGAAGGGCCACCACGAGAAACACCACGGCAAGAAGGGCCACCACGACAAGGGGCACUACGACGAGGACCACAAGGGGCACAAGGGGCACCACGGGCACGAGGAGCACCACGCGCACCACCACGACCACGGCAAGAAGGGCGGCCAUGCCGGCGGCAAGGAGCACGGCUACAGCCACCACAAGAAGGGCUAAUUAUUAAAUAUACUUACAUAUUCUUAUUUGUUUUGAAGUCAUUUUGCAUAAUGCUAAGUCAGUAUGUAUGUAAUUUAGAUUUAACGGUUAGACUUAGAUCCAAUAUUAAUUUAUAUACCCAAUCAAAAACUCUAAAAAGCUAAUCAUAGAAUUACUACAUUAGAAUUAAUUCAUAAUUUUACCUUCACGAUGUUUACUAAAAAUUAUCAGGGCUUCUCGUAUUUUUCUUAAAUAAUUUUAAAUAUAAACAUAAAUAAUACGCGAUUAAGUCCCCAUUUUGCUAAAAAAUAACGAUUUUGUCCAUUAGGCCUUAGAAGCGUUUUGUGAUGAUAGGUAGUGACAAAGUUAUGUUGAUAUAUUAUACAUUUUAAUACAUUUACUUUACAAAUAAUUGAGUGAAAUUUUAAGGCUGUUUUUAUUAAAUGUUUGUUGUUCAUAAGUA
Messenger RNA from Leguminivora glycinivorella, 1469 nucleotides. Its product is annotated as histidine-rich glycoprotein-like. The record is from RefSeq and is a predicted model, not a curated record. The transcript is spliced from 2 exons. Lineage: Eukaryota; Metazoa; Arthropoda; Insecta; Lepidoptera; Tortricidae. Bases 203 to 1027 code for a protein of 274 amino acids.